CGGCCGCGGCCUCCGCAGCGGCGACGGCCGCGGAUCUGCGCUGCCCGGGUUUCCUGCCGGGCCUCUUUCGCGGCCGGGCCCAGCAUGGCUGCCUCCAGGGCCGCGGGCCGGGGCAUCGUAGCGCGCUCGCGUUCCUGACAGCCUCUGGCUUCUGUGCGCUCCUUGCUUUCCCCCGGCCACCCCAGCAGACAUGUUUGCCAAGGCCUUUCGGGUCAAGUCCAACACGGCCAUCAAGGGGUCGGACAGGAGGAAGCUCCGGGCUGACGUGGCGGCUGCUUUUCCCACCCUGGGCACAGAUCAGGUCUCUGAGUUAGUCCCCGGCAAGGAGGAGCUCAACACUGUGAAGCUGUAUGCCCACAGAGGGGAUGCAGUGACUGUUGACCGUCGUGUCAGGCUUUGCCAGGUCCCUAGGAGAUUGAGUGUUCGGUGGUUAAGUGAUUUCUGGUUUGUUUGUGUAGUGUACAUGCUGUGGUCCCAUCCCGAUCUCCUACCGACCUUCACAACAUGGCCUCUGGUACUGGAAAAACUGGUGGGGGGAGCAGAUUUGAUGUUGCCGGGACUUGUGGUGCCCCCUGCUGGUCUGCCUCAGGUACAGAAGGGCGACCUCUGCGCCAUUGCCUUGGUGGGGAACAGAGCCCCAGUAGCCAUUGGAGUUGCUGCCAUGUCCACAGAAGAAAUGCUGACGUCAGGCCUGAAGGGAAGGGGCUUCUCUGUGCUCCACACGUACCAGGACCACCUGUGGCGAUCUGGAGACAAGUCCUCUCCACCUUCCAUUGCUCCCCUGGUGGUGGAUCCUGCAGAUCUCAAUGAUGACAAGGAGUCGGUCCAGGUGAACCCCGUGCUGCAGGGAGAGGAGGAGGGGAAUGGGGAGACGGCUCUCUCAGAAGCCACCAGCGCUGGGGGCCAGGACCAAGACCCCACAGACAGCAGAACCCUUCAAGAGCAAAUGGAUGAGCUGUUGCAGCAGUGCUUCUUGCACGCCUUGAAGUGCCGCAUCCAGAAGGCCGACCUCCCGUUGCUCACCAGCACGCUCCUCGGCAGCCACAUGUUCUCCUGCUGCCCUGAGGGACACCAGCUGGACAUAAAGAAGUCAAGCUACAAGAAGCUCUCCAAGUUCCUGCAGCACAUGCAGCAGGAGCAGAUCGUGCAGGUGAAGGAGCUCAGCAGAGGGGUGGAGAGCGUUGUGGCUGUGGAUUGGAGACACCCGAGGAUCACAUCUUUCGUCAUACCUGAGCCCUCCCUGACCUCCCAGAGUGUGCAGGAGGGUAGCAGGGAGCAGCCCUAUCGCCCUCCAGACAUAAAACCCCUCUACUGUGUCCCAGCCAGCAUGACCCUGCUCUUCCAGGAGUCUGGCCACAAGAAGGGGAGUGUUCUCGAGGGCAGUGAGGUCCGAGCCAUCAUCAUUAACUAUGCCAAGAAAAAUGACCUGGUGGAUGCAGACAACAAAAAUCUUGUGAAAUUGGACCCCGUCCUGUGUGACUGCCUCCUAGAGAAACAUGAACAGCAUUCCAUCAUGAAGCUUCCGUGGGACAGCCUUGUGACCAGGUGCUUGGAAAAACUGCAGCCUGCCUAUCAGGUGACCUUUCCCGGACAAGAGCCUGUUGUGAAGAAAGGGAAAAUCUGUCCAAUUGACAUCACCCUAGCACAGAGAGCUUCUAAUAAAAAGAGAGAAAGGUCUUCCUUUCCGUUGGUUCACUCCCUAAAUGGCCGCCACUGCCAGAGCUACACCAAUCUGAAGCCAGGAGCCAGGUUUUUCCUCCUGGUCUCCCAUGCCAGUGCAGGGCCCAAGCACUUGGGCCAUCCUCCACUGCCUUCCCAGGCCACAGCAGAGAGCUGGACUGGAAGAGGAGCAACUGGGACUAGAACCAAGUGCCCAAAUGGGAUACCGGCGCCACAGGCGGAGGAUUAACCAAGUGAGCCAUGGCACCAGCCCCCAGAGAGGAGGUGACUGUGGUCCGGAACUUGGAGGCCUAUGGUCUGGACCCGGGCUCCGUAGCUGCCACCCUCCAACAGCGCUGCCAGGCGAGCACCACCGUCACUCCCGCCCCUGGGGCCAAGGACAGCCUACAGGUGCAGAUCCAGGGGAACCAGG
Messenger RNA from Oryctolagus cuniculus (rabbit), 2092 nucleotides. Lineage: Eukaryota; Metazoa; Chordata; Mammalia; Lagomorpha; Leporidae. The record is from RefSeq and is a predicted model, not a curated record.